CCGAGCCAGGCCCCCGCCGCCGGGCUCUCCGCUCGGCCGAGGGGCGCCCGUGCCGCCGCCGCGGCGCUCAGCCUGGAAAAGUUUCCCCGCCCGGCUCCCCAGGAGCCUGCAGCCCGCAUCCCGCCCUCAAGCCCUGCCCAUCUCGGCCCCAUGCCCCCACCAAUCAGCCCCCGGCCACGGGCAGUGAGCAGGCACGUGGGAGCCGAGGCCCUGUGACCAGGCCAGGGAGACGGGAGCUCUGGGGUCCCGGCCACCUGUCCCCCCAUGGAGCUGAGGCCCUGGUUGCUAUGGGUAGUAGCAGCAGCAGGAGCCUUGGUCCUGCUGGCAGCUGAUGCCCGUGGCCAGAAGGUUUUCACCAACACGUGGGCUGUGCACAUUCCAGGAGGUCGAGCCGUGGCUGACAGCGUGGCACGAAAGCAUGGGUUCCACAACCUGGGCCAGAUCUUCAGUGACUAUUACCACUUCUGGCAUCGAGCAGUGACAAAGCGGUCCCUGUCGCCUCACCGCCUGCGGCACAGCCGGCUGCAGAGGGAGCCUCAAGUAAAGUGGCUGGAGCAGCAGGUGGCAAAACGGAGAACCAAAAGGGAUGUGUAUCAGGAGCCCACAGACCCCAAGUUCCCCCAGCAGUGGUACCUGUCUGGAGUCACUCAACGAGACCUGAACGUGAAGGAGGCCUGGGCCCAGGGCUUCACGGGGCAUGGCAUUGUGGUCUCCAUCCUGGACGACGGCAUCGAGAAGAACCAUCCUGACUUGGCAGGCAAUUAUGAUCCUGGGGCCAGCUUUGAUGUCAAUGACCAGGACCCUGACCCUCAGCCUCGGUAUACACAGAUGAAUGACAACAGGCACGGCACACGGUGUGCAGGGGAAGUGGCUGCAGUAGCCAACAAUGGUGUCUGUGGCGUAGGUGUGGCCUACAACGCCCGCAUUGGAGGGGUGCGCAUGCUGGAUGGCGAGGUAACUGAUGCAGUAGAGGCACGCUCACUGGGCCUGAAUCCCAACCAUAUCCACAUCUAUAGUGCCAGCUGGGGCCCGGAGGACGAUGGCAAGACCGUGGAUGGGCCAGCCCGUCUUGCUGAGGAGGCCUUCUUCCGGGGGGUUAGCCAGGGUCGCGGUGGGCUAGGCUCCAUCUUUGUCUGGGCCUCGGGGAAUGGGGGCCGGGAACAUGACAGCUGCAACUGCGAUGGCUACACCAACAGCAUCUAUACACUGUCCAUCAGCAGCGCCACACAGUUUGGCAAUGUGCCCUGGUACAGUGAGGCUUGCUCAUCCACACUGGCCACCACUUACAGCAGCGGCAACCAGAAUGAGAAGCAGAUUGUGACCACUGACUUGAGGCAGAAGUGCACAGAAUCUCACACGGGCACCUCAGCCUCUGCCCCCUUGGCAGCUGGCAUCAUUGCUCUCACCCUGGAGGCCAAUAAGAACCUCACUUGGAGGGAUAUGCAGCACCUGGUGGUACAGACCUCCAAGCCAGCCCACCUCAACGCGAAUGACUGGGCCACCAAUGGUGUGGGCCGGAAAGUGAGCCACUCAUAUGGCUACGGGCUGUUGGAUGCAGGUGCCAUGGUGGCCCUGGCCCAGAACUGGACAAUGGUGGCCCCCCAGCGCAAGUGCAUCAUCGACAUCCUCACAGAGCCCAAGGACAUUGGCAAACGACUAGAGGUGCACAAGACUGUGACUGCGUGCCUGGGCGAGCCCAACCACAUCACCCGGCUGGAGCAUGCUCAGGCACGGCUCACCCUGUCCUACAAUCGCCGCGGUGACCUGGCCAUUCACCUAGUCAGCCCCAUGGGGACCCGCUCUACCCUUCUAGCUGCCAGGCCACAUGACUACUCCGCAGAUGGGUUUAAUGACUGGGCUUUCAUGACAACCCAUUCCUGGGAUGAGGACCCCUCUGGCGAGUGGGUCCUGGAGAUUGAAAACACCAGCGAAGCCAACAACUAUGGGACACUGACCAAGUUCACUCUUGUACUGUAUGGCACAGCCCCCGAAGGGCUUCCCACACCUCCUGAGAGCAGCGGCUGCAAGACCCUCACGUCCAGCCAAGCCUGCGUGGUGUGCGAAGAAGGCUUCUCCCUGCACCAGAAAAGCUGUGUCCAGCACUGCCCACCAGGCUUCACACCCCAACUUAUUGAUACACACUACAGCACCGAGAAUGACAUGGAGACCAUCCGUGCCAGCGUCUGUGCCCCCUGCCACUUUUCGUGUGCCACAUGCCAGGGCCCUGCCCCUACAGACUGCCUCAGUUGCCCUAGCCAUGCCUCCCUGGACCCUGUGGAGCGGACAUGCUCCCGGCAAAGUCAGAGCAGCCGGGAGUCCCGACCCGAGCAGCAGCCACCUGGGUUACCCCCAGAGGUGCAGGUGGAGCCACGGCUGCAGGCCGGGCUGUGGCCCUCACACCUGCCUGAAGUGGUCGCCGGCCUCAGCUGCGCCUUCAUCGUGCUGGUCUUCAUCACUGUCUUCCUGGUACUGCAGCUGCGCUCAGGCUUCAGCUUCCGGGGGGUAAAAGUGUACACCAUGGACCGUGGCCUCAUCUCCUACAAGGGGCUGCCCCCCGAAGCCUGGCAGGAGGAGUGCCCAUCUGACUCAGAAGAGGAUGAGGGCCGGGGCGAGAGGACCGCCUUUAUCAAAGACCAGAGCGCCCUUUGACGAGCCCACUGCCCAUCCCCUCAAGCUGAUCCCCUCCUUGGGCACUUUUUAAUUCACCAAAGUAUUUUUUUAUCUUGGGUCUGGAUUUGGACCCUAGCUGGGAGGCUAGAGGGGCAGAGACUGCUUCCCACCCCACCCUGGGGUCUACCUGGUUUCCUGAUGUGAGUCACCAGGAUCAGCUGGGUGGGGAGAAGGCCUCUCCUCAGGCCAAGACCCCCUCCAUGUGGAGAAAGGAGUGAAACCUUUAGGGCAGCUUUCCAAGGCCCAGGCCCCAGCCAGAGUUCUUGUGGAGCAAAGAGGGGCGGCCUUUCUCGGGGUUCCUGACCCAGGCUGCAGCCUUGCCCCUUCCCUGUCCCUCUAAAGCAAUAAUGGUCCCCAUCCAGGCAGCAGGGAGGCUGGCUAGGAGGUACUUGAGUGAGGAGGCCACCUCUCCAAGGGCUUUUGCAUCCCUGACCCUAUCCCCACGCUGAUGAGCCUUGGCAGAAGCCACAAUCAUAGGAAGGGACCAAGGCAAUGCAGGCGCUGACUGGUGUACCUAGGUGUGCAUGCCCCUGGCAUGUGUGCGCUCCAGGCCUCCACCUCAGCUGGCAGCCAGGCUGAAGCUCCAUGGGGCCCUGUGCUGGUGUUCCGACCACCCUCUUCUCCCAUCAGGGCCCAAGGCCCUUUUUUUCUGAGCCUGGGGCUGCCUGGGCUGUUGGCAUUCAGUCCCCAAGCCCCUGGGUGGGUGGUGGGGAGGGACGGUGGCCCAGCUGGCCUCUCCCGCCUCCCACCCGAUGCUGCUUUCCCCUGUGGGGAUCUCAGGAGCUGUUUGAGGAUAUAUUUUCACUUUGUGAUGAUUUCACUUUAAUGCUGAUUUUUUUUGUAUUUUUAAUGGGGUAGCAGCUGGACCACCCACCUCCUCACACCCGUGCCCACCCUGCUCUUCCCCUGGCUGCCCAGCCUGAGGUGUAGGGGGCUGUAGCAUGUUGCUGAGGAGUGGGAAAUAGCUGAGCCCCAAAUCCUAAAGUCAGGCCGACCAGGUGGGCUCUAGGAAAGGAAGUCAUGGUGGGAGGGGUAGGCUGACAUCUGUGUUUCAAAUGGGGCUUGUGCCAAGGGCUUAUUGGUCACUGGCUAUCCAAGUGCCAGGGGUGGGCAGGUGGUGGUACCAAGCCCCUUUUAACACUGUGCCCUGGUGGAGAAAGCACUGACCUAUGAUGCCCCCAAACCCCCUCUUCUGACGUGCCUUUUGCACCCCUCCCAUUAGGACAAUCAGUUCCCUCCCACCUGGGAGCCCCCUUUUCUUUCCCUUAGCCCUUCCUGGUACCCAGCCACCUGCCCAGGGGUGCCUCCUCUCCUAUCCACCCGCCUUGUGGCCAUCCCGGCUGGUUUUGUAAGAUACUGGGUUGGUGCACAGUGAUUUUUCCCUUGUAAUUUAAACAGGCCCAGCAUUGUUGGUUCUAUUUAAUGGACACGAGAUAAUGUUAGAGGUUUUAAAGUGAUUAAACGUGCAGACUAUGCAAACCAA
Molecule: messenger RNA, 4153 nt
Organism: Jaculus jaculus (lesser Egyptian jerboa)
Lineage: Eukaryota; Metazoa; Chordata; Mammalia; Rodentia; Dipodidae
Gene: Furin
Product: furin, paired basic amino acid cleaving enzyme
Exons: 16
Coding region: 265-2649 (794 amino acids)
Biological process (GO): peptide hormone processing
Cellular component (GO): trans-Golgi network; Golgi membrane
Molecular function (GO): serine-type endopeptidase activity
Source: RefSeq, a predicted model, not a curated record